GCUGAUAUUGCAGUUCAAAUUUUUAAAAAUUAUUAUUAAAAUGUCGUUGCAAUUGGGUGAAUUUAUUUGCCGAGUCUGCCUCCAGCAGGACGAACUCCUGGUGGACAUUUUCGAAACCGUGGAGGAGCUGCAGGUGGAUCUGUGCAGCUUGCUGGAAACUUGUGGCGACAUCAAAGUGGACCGCAACGAUAUGAAUCCAAAGUAUUUGUGCCAGGAGUGCACCAACGAGCUGCUCAUCGCGGCCAAGUUUCGCAGGAAGUGCGCGGAGGCGGAGAAAAAGCUGAGGGAUGAGACUACCAGGAUGGAGAUAGCAGAACCGCUAGCGAAAGAGGAAAUUAUAAUUUUCGAUCCGACUGACUACAUUGCGGAGACUUCCUCCGCUGGAGAGGAUGAGGCGAAGGAACCCACUGAAGUUUCAGGCUCCAGCUGCCAGUAUUGUGGAGCGGUUUUCCAGCAACGAGCAGCUCUACGUCGGCAUAUCGAAAGAGUACAUGCCUCCAUUACCAUUUACGAUUGCGAAAAGUGUGGAGGAUUCUAUACGGAACUCGGUAAAUUCCAGAGCCACAAGUGCUCCAGUUUGGAGUCCCAGAAGGGCGGCCACCGGUGCAUGGAGUGCGGCAAGUGCCUGCAAUCCGCCUCCGGUCUCGCGGUCCACAUGCGCCUGCACAGCGAUGAGAGGCCCUUCACCUGCCUUCUGUGUUCCAAGGCAUUCAGAACGAAUGGAGCACUGGUGGCCCAUCAGCGGCGCCACCAGCAGCUGUUGCAGCACCAGUGCCCGCACUGCGAACGCGGCUUUGUGGAGUCCAGCAACCUGCGUCGCCACAUAGUCGCCCGGCACACGGAUGAGCGGCCGCAUCCCUGCACCAUCUGUCAGCGCAGCUUCUCCAGGGUCUACCUGCUGCAGCUGCACCUUCGGACGCACACCGGCGAACGACCCUACGCCUGCGAGCAUUGCGACAAGAGGUUCGCCCAGCUGGGAGUCCUGAGGAGCCACGAACGAAUCCACACCGGCGAACGGCUGCAUCGCUGCCAAGUGUGCGAGAAGACCUUCACACGGGCGGGGCAGCUGCGAAAGCACGAGAUGCGUCAUGAAACCGGAUCGUGAUAAGCCCAACCGACGAUUUUGGCCAGUG
Messenger RNA from Drosophila takahashii, 1133 nucleotides. Its product is annotated as zinc finger protein 501. NCBI's taxonomy places the organism in Eukaryota, Metazoa, Arthropoda, Insecta, Diptera, Drosophilidae. Gene Ontology annotation, molecular function: zinc ion binding. The record is from RefSeq and is a predicted model, not a curated record. Gene Ontology annotation, cellular component: nucleus.